AUGGGCAAGGAUGGCGACGGCGAGCUCAUCAAGCCCCAGAGCACGACCCCGGUGAUGGACACAAGCCAGUGGCCGCUGCUCCUGAAGAACUACAGCAGGCUCCACGUCCGCACGGGGCACUACACGCCCAUUCCGGCCGGCCACGCGCCCCUCAAGCGCCCCCUCAAGGAGUACCUGCAGUACGGCUGCAUCAACCUCGACAAACCGAGCAACCCCUCGUCCCAUGAGGUCGUCGCGUGGAUCAAGCGCAUGCUGCGCUGCGAGAAGACCGGCCACUCCGGGACCCUGGACCCCAAGGUUACGGGCAACCUCAUUGUGUGCUGCGACCGCGCGACGCGGCUCGUGAAGGCGCAGCAGGGCGCGGGCAAGGACUACGUGUGCGUCGCGAAGCUCCACAGCAAGGUCGAGGGCGGCGCGGCGCGCGUGUCGAACGCGCUGCAGACGCUGACGGGCGCGCUCUUCCAGCGCCCGCCGCUCAUCUCCGCGGUCAAGCGGCAGCUCCGGAUCCGCACGAUCUACGAGUCGAAGCUCCUCGAGUACGACGACGAGCGCCACAUGGCCGUGUUCCACGUCAAGUGCGAGGCCGGGACGUACAUCCGCACGCUGUGCGUGCACCUCGGGCUGGUGCUGGGCGUGGGCGGGCACAUGCAGGAGCUGCGCCGCACGCGCUCGGGCAUCCUGGGCGAGAAGGACAACAUGGUGACGAUGCACGACCUGCUCGACGCGCAGUGGCUGUACGACAGCGCCAAGGACGAGGCCUACCUGCGGCGCGUGAUCAUGCCGCUCGAGGUGCUGCUGACGAACUACAAGCGCUGCGUGGUCAAGGACAGCGCGGUGAACGCGGUGUGCUACGGCGCGAAGCUCAUGAUCCCGGGCCUGCUGCGCUUUGAGGACAACAUCGACGUUGGCGACGAGAUCGUGCUGAUCACGACCAAGGGCGAGGCGGUGGCGGUGGCGGUGGCGGAGAUGAACACGGCGGUGAUGGCGACGUGCGACCACGGGUGCGUCGCGCGCGUCAAGCGGGUCAUCAUGGAGCGCGACACCUACCCCCGGCGGUGGGGGCUGGGCCCCAUGGCGCAGAAGAAGAAGCAGCUCAUCAGCGAGGGGAAGCUCGACAAGCACGGGCGGCCGAACGAGAAGACGCCCGAGGAGUACCGCCGCGCGGUGCCGGACGUGAAGGCUGCCGACGCGCCCGAGACGCCCGCGGACGGCGGGCGGAAGCGCGAGCGGUCGCCGGCGCUGCAGAGCCCCGAGGAGGCGACGGAGCGGAAGAAGGAGAAGAAGGAAAAGAAGGAGAAGAAGGAGAAGAAGGAGAAGAAGGAGAAGAAAGAGAAGAAGGAGAAGUGA
Pedinophyceae sp. YPF-701 is the source of this 1347-nucleotide messenger RNA. The record is from the annotation of a GenBank genome assembly. Lineage: Eukaryota; Viridiplantae; Chlorophyta; Pedinophyceae.